Messenger RNA from Haemorhous mexicanus (house finch), 3128 nucleotides. RefSeq names its product V-set and immunoglobulin domain containing 1 (gene VSIG1). Lineage: Eukaryota; Metazoa; Chordata; Aves; Passeriformes; Fringillidae. Gene Ontology annotation, cellular component: plasma membrane. Gene Ontology annotation, biological process: maintenance of gastrointestinal epithelium; epithelial cell morphogenesis. The record is from RefSeq and is a predicted model, not a curated record. Bases 115 to 1110 code for a protein of 331 amino acids. The transcript is spliced from 7 exons.
UUGAGACAGAGCUGAUAAGGAAAACAAAAAACCGACUUCAAAAAAUAAACCAGCUCAGUUUCAGUGGAAGCCAGAAGCAGCAUCUGGUCUCUUUUCUCUCCCAGCAUCAAGAACAUGUGUGCAACAGUGCUGAAGAUAUUUCCAGUUCUAGCCAUCCUUGCAGGCCACGCCAGCGGGGUCGUGGUGACAGUCCCUGAGAAGACAGUGAAUGUCACAACAGGUGGAAAUGCAACCCUCCUCUGCACCUACACCAGUUCUGCACCCCUGGGGAAUUUCUUUAUUCAGUGGAGUUUUUACAGUGCCAAAGAGAGCCAGCUGCAUACCAUCUAUUAUUAUUCAGGAGGCCAGUCUUACUCCUAUGGAGCAUUUAAGAACAGGAUAACAGCUUCAACAAGUCCAGGGAAUGCAUCAAUAACAAUCUCCAACAUGCAGCCCUCAGACACUGGUUCCUACACCUGUGAAGUUUUCAGCCCUCAGGGCGAUGCUGGGCAGAGUCAAAAAUCUGUGAUUGUCAAUGUGCUGGUCAAACCAUCAAAACCCUUCUGCAAAGUAGAAGGAACCCCUGAAAAAGGCCAUCUGAUCUACCUCCUAUGCAACUGUUUAGAGGGGCUGCCUCGCCCCACCUACCACUGGUACAAGGUGGAUGAGAACACCCUCAAGCCUGUGACAGAACAACUCGAUCCAAACUCUGGCAUCCUUUUCAUUGGCAACCUCACCACCUUUGAAACCGGCUACUAUCGGUGCAUAGCCAGCAACCCGCUGGGGAACAGCACCUGUGAGCUGGACCUGACAGCCAAGCAUUCAGAUGGUGGUGUUGUUGCUGGAGCACUGAUUGGAGCAAUUCUGGCAGCUGCUAUAAUCUGCAUUAUUGUCUGGGUCUUAACCAAGAAGGCAAAAAAUAGGAAGCCAACAAAUAAUGAAAUGCAAGAAAUGGUUCAGAAACAAUCCAAUGCAGACUAUGUUCAGGUACCCAAUGAAGAAAACAUUCCUGUGACCACAGCUCCAUCGAGCAAUGCAACAAAUGAAUACCCAAGUGUUGAUGAAACAGCAGCUUCUGCAACACCUGAAAAUGAUGAGAAGCAAGAAGCAGAAAAAGAAGAAACAGCCUAGAGUUUAUAAUAGAGUUUUCUUUGUCACGUUUGGACCCCUUUGUACAAAAAUUGUUGUUGAAUUAUCAUAGAAGCAUGACUAAAACUUGUAUUCAAGACAUUUGCAUUGUGACCCACUGGGGUGGAUCAAAAAGGGUCUGUUACACAGGCACUCUGUAAACAGCAGAUUUGGCCUUUAAAGUGAACCAAAUUUCUUUUAUUAUCUAGUUAUACUGUACAAAAAUUUAAGUAUAAAAGGAGUAUCAUCAACAUCAACCUAUUUUGUAAAACUAAUUAGGAAAUGGGCUGAAGCAUUGGUCAAAGUGAGAGCUUUCCAGUCAACUACCAGUAAUGCUGUGUGUCCACAGAGUUCAGAACCACAGCAGCCUUGUCCAGAAACAGUGUUAGCCAACCUGCUUCGUGUGCACCAAGUAAUCAUGGCCAGUACAUUGCAAUGUUUUAAGAAAUUGAUUUUGCACAUCAGAAGAGGUUACAUUAAUGUCAUCAGAAUGCUGAAAUACCUGUUAACAUCUUAACAGAUGUUAAGACCUGAGUCAAAGAAAACUUGUGUGUCUGAAUUCCACCUAAGCCAAAAAAAAAAAAAAAAAAAAAUCCUGGAAAAUGUUACCCCAUUGCUGCCUGUCAUGGAAAACAUUCUGUUAACAGUGACCUCCUUGGCCUAAAGCUCUCAAGGGUGCCAGUGUUCCAGAGUUGUCUGUUUCAGCAAUUCUGGUUUUCUGUUUAAUGGAACUGGCAUUUGGGUACACAGUAAGGCUUGUUCCAAUAUUGUGAUUGAAGAGGGGACUCUAUCAUGUGGUCAUAUUUCUUUUAAUCUUUCCUUCAUCUCACUUCCCACAUUUAUCUGCUGGUAUUUCUUACCUAACUUGCUACAGUAAGAUAGGAGCUUAUGCUGGUGAAGUUGACACUAACUUCUAUAGAUGGUACACUCUUCCUAGAACACCACAGGUUUUAUAUUCGUUCAAAAAGUAGAAAUUGCUCAAGUUGUGUUUAAGUUUUCAUAUAAAAGAAAGGAACAAUUCACCACAUUCUUGACUAAUGACUCCUCUCAUACUUCUAACCACCUGUGAGGAUUAGAUGAUAUUAAAAAGGCAAAAUAAGAAGCAAAACAGGCUGCUGGGAGUAAGGAGAUAAGGAAAAUAAUACAUAUUUGGAGUUUCUUACCAUAGUGUGGUGUUGUCUGUAAGCCUUCUGGCAGAUGUUUGUUCUCAUUUUGGUGUUUAUCUAAAGUUUUUUAAGAAGGAUGGGGCACCAUUCCCAGCUUCCCACUGAUACUCUUGGCAAAGCACAAGUCCUAUUAGGUACUGAUCCGUGGUGUGUAGCUCUAAAACCCUGCAGAGCUAUGCAGGAUGCACAAACAUUUUUCAGAAUAAGCUUUAGAUGUUCCAACAGUCUGUGCUGCAUGGCCCCUUAUCUUCCCAUAGAGAGUAGGGAUCAUUGAUACGGACACCAGAAACUAAGCCAACAUUCAAGCCACCAUCUCCUAAGGAAGCAGAUUUACAAAGCUACAGAGCAGGGUUUUUUGCUAUACAAAGAUCAAGAAUGAACACAGAACUCUUAGCUUCAGCUGCUCUCCAAUCAAAUUUUCAGCCAUGUGUGUGCAAUAUAUAAGAAACAUUUACUCAGUCAGGUUCCUCCUUCAGUCAAGGUCUGCAUGGCCAGAGUUUACUGUACAGGCAAGUUAUCCCUCCUGUUCUUAAUGAGUCCCCUCAGUGGAAUUUAACCUGCAUUUUGUGUUCUAAGAUACAUUUAAAGUCCUUGGUGAAGGUAUUUGUUGGUUAUAAGUUUCUGUCUUGCUUAUCAAAAUAAAGUGCAUUACCUUAAUCCCUACAAGUCAAACUGUAGAAACUGCCAGCUUGCAUUUCACCCUUUCCUUGAGGCUGAAGAGCAAACAUGUUGCAUUUCCAUACUGUGUAACGGAUGGCAGGGUUUUAUCUCAUUGUUCACCCCCCAAAAAUACAAGCCAUUUAGAAAGUACUGGUUUUCUUACAUGUCAAUUUAAUAAAGUUUUAUAAUACCAAA